Molecule: messenger RNA, 1772 nt
Organism: Cornus florida
Lineage: Eukaryota; Viridiplantae; Streptophyta; Magnoliopsida; Cornales; Cornaceae
Product: putative UPF0481 protein At3g02645
Exons: 1
Coding region: 31-1689 (552 amino acids)
Source: RefSeq, a predicted model, not a curated record
CCAAAACAAACUUUUCCUAGAACAAGUGACAUGUCUUCCCUUCAACCCACCAUGACCUCAAACUCGAGCUCAAACUUUGAUGAGCAUCAAUGGGUCAUUCAAAUGCGUCGAAGCCUAGAGGAAGAGCUUGAAGAGGAAGCUGAAAUCCCCGUCAGCAUCUUCAACGUGCCCAAAACCCUAAUGGCUAGUGAUCCGGAUUCAUAUAUUCCACAACAAGUUGCACUAGGGCCGUACCAUUAUUGGCGUCCCGAGCUCUAUGAGAUGGAGAGAUAUAAGCUUGCUGCCGCAAAAAGAAUGCAGAAACAGCUCCAGAGCCUCAAGUUCCAACAUCUUGUCAGCUCUUUGAUAGAGCUGGAGCUGAGGAUUCGAGCUUCGUACCACAAGUACCUAGAUUUCAACGGCGAAACCUUGGCUUGGAUGAUGGCAGUAGAUGCAUCCUUCAUGCUUGAGUUCCUUCAAAUCUAUGCUCUCAAAGAAGGUAAGACUCUAACAAGAGUUUCAUCCAGGAUGUCCCAUUUGGCCCAUAAUGACAUUCUUCGUGACAUGGUAAUGCUUGAGAAUCAAAUUCCACUCUUCUUACUAAGAAAGGUGCUAGAAUUCCAAUUUUCAUCGUUACAGUUAUCGGAUGAUAUGUUACAUUCCAUGCUAAUAGGAUUGUGCAAGGAGAUUUCUCCCUUCAAGAUGAUGGAAGAAUUACCAAAUGUUCAACUCUCUGAGCUCACUCACUUGCUAGACUUCUUGUACCAAGUGAUAGUGCCCAAAUUGGAAGAUUUUCAUUCAUGCGAAACAACUGAAGUUCAGGAUGAACAAGAUGCCAAGAAAGGAGAAGAAAAUUCAUUUGGGAAAUCAAGUUACGUUAAACAAUUCCUUGAAGAGAUCUGGAAGGUCCUGUCAAAAUUAAACAAAGGCCCAGCGCGUCUUCUCAAGAGGGUAAUAUUCUCAAAGCCUGUCAAAGUGAUACUAAAAUUGCCUUGGACAAUGAUCUCUAACCUUCCACUAUUUAGUGUGUUGAAACAACCCAUUGAAUAUAUGUUCUCCUCCCGAGAUAAAGAAGGGAAAUCUGAAAAUGGGAGUACUUUAAAUUCGAAUACUAACUUUGACAAACCUCCACUAGUCGAGGAAAUCACAAUCCCUUCAAUCACCGAGCUCUCCAAAGCCGGUGUUCAUUUCUUACCCACUAAGGGUAGCAUCUCAACCAUUAGUUUCGAUGUUAAAAACGUUACAUUAUACCUUCCUACAAUUAGUUUAGACGGGAAUACGGAGGCAAUCUUUAGAAAUUUAGUAGCAUAUGAAGUUUGUAAUGCAUCGGGGCCAUUGGUUUUCACUCGUUACACGGAAUUAAUGAUUGGGAUUAUUGAUAAUGAAGAGGAUGCAAAGCUCCUUAGAGAAAGAGAGAUUAUUUUGAAUUUGAAGAGUGAUGAAGAAGUGGCCAAGCUGUGGAAUGGGAUGAGCAAGUCUGUUAGGUUGACCAAAGUGCCCUUUUUAGAUAAAGUGAUUGAAGAUGUCAACAAGUAUUACAAUGGUAGGUGGAAGGUUAGAGUUGGGAAAUUCAUGAAGCUUUAUGUGUUUGGGUCAUGGCAAUUUCUCACACUGCUGGCUGCUAUUUUGCUCUUGUUGAUGAUGUCCUUACAAGCGUUUUGCUCUGUGUAUGGAUGUGCCAGAAUAUUCCAUGUCAAUACCAUUUCGUGAUUCUGUGUGGUUUGUACAUCUCUAUCAUGAGAGUUGGUGUUCCUGAUUUCCAGUGUUCAUAAGACAUACUUGCUUAAUUUUGU